GGAAACGCGUCCUCGCCAAAAAUUUUGAGCUUUGUCUUCGUGUUAAGAACGACUACUACCACUAUGACUGCCGUCGCUGUUUGGAGCAUUGUGUUGACGCCAGGUCAGCCGGAGACAAUCGUCCCUCAGGCAGACUUGCAGAUCAAGAACGCCGCUCUCGGAGAGAAAAUAUCUGAUGAGUCUGGCAGAACGACCGUCAGGUUAAGCUACAUAAAUCCUGCGAAAAUUGAUGAUGAAGAGGAUGAAAUCGACCAAAAGUCUCCAGAAGAUGAGAUGACCACUGUUCUCUGUUCGCUAACUGCUGGCAAGAUUGAGCAGGCAGCAUGUGACCUCAUCCUUGAGAGUGACGAGGAGUAUACCUUUGAGCUCAUCGGAAAAAACACUGUCUACCUCUACGGAAACUACAUUGACCAGAAUGCUAAUCAACCACCUUACGAUUCUGACAUGGAGUCUGACAUGAGUGACGAGGAGGCCUACAAUCUGGGUGAUGUUAGCUCGGACGUUGAAGUACAUCCUGACGAGCUCCAGGGCCUCGAGGAUGACCUUGAGCGCUUCGAGGAAUUGUCCGACCAUGCUGAGGAUGAACCAAAGGCAGCAGAGCCCAAACCAUCAAAACGUCCUCGUGAUGACGCCAUGGACACCGACGAGCAACCUGUCGAGAAGCUCUCCAAAAAGAAGAAAGCGAAGAAACAGAAGGGUGAAGACGGCAAGGCAAUUCCCGUCACCGCUGAGGAAAAAGCAGCCGAGCCCAAGGGCGAGAAGGAAGAAGAAAAGAAAGCCGACAAGAAGGAUAAGAAAAAACAAAAGGCUACUGAGGAGAAGAAGGGUGGCGCAUCCAAAGAGCUCGCUGGUGGGGUCAAGAUCCGAGACGUGAAAACCGGUGAUGGCAAGACCGCCAAGAAUGGCGCCAAGGUUUCCAUGCGUUACAUCGGAAAAUUGCAGAACGGAAGUAUCUUUGACCAGAACACUAAGGGUAAACCUUUCAAUUUCAAGCUUGGAGCGGGUGAUGUGAUUAAAGGGUGGGACGUUGGAGUUGCCGGUAUGCAAAUUGGUGGGGAACGUGAGAUUAUUGUUCCACCAGCAAUGGGGUAUGGCGCGCGGAAGACGUCUGGCAUCCCUGCCAACUCCACUCUGAUCUUUGAGGUGAAGUGUCUGGAGAUCAAGUAAAAUGGGGUCGCAGACCCGGACAUUCUAGUAUAUGAUAGCAUGUUAUGAUUAGUAUCUGCUGGUAUAUCUGUUGACCUCGGUUGUGACUUGAACUGUCUUGCGAUCCGCUGAUCCGAACAUGAACUCAUCAUUUUCAAAGCAGCACGGAU
Molecule: messenger RNA, 1316 nt
Organism: Suillus clintonianus
Lineage: Eukaryota; Fungi; Basidiomycota; Agaricomycetes; Boletales; Suillaceae
Exons: 9
Coding region: 64-1167 (367 amino acids)
Cellular component (GO): chromatin; nucleolus
Molecular function (GO): macrolide binding; peptidyl-prolyl cis-trans isomerase activity
Source: RefSeq, a predicted model, not a curated record